AUGCGUGGUGUUCAGUUACGUAUUGAAUGUGUUGAAAAGUCGAUAACCGGGCAUAAGACAAAAGAGAAAUAUACUGGUGCUGUGUUUACUUUUGGUAAAACCAAAAUUGCAGAAAAUCUUCCUAGCAAGUUUUGGUUUAAAAAUGAUGUACCUAUACAUAUUUCAUGUGGAGAUGAGCAUACCGCUCUUGUUACAGGCAAUAAUAAACUUUACAUGUUUGGCAGCAACAACUGGGGCCAGUUAGGAUUAGGAUCGAAAUCAACAGUCUGCAAACCAACUUGUGUCAAAGCCCUAAAGCCGGAAAGAGUGAAAUUUGCUGCUUGUGGAAGGAACCACACCUUGGUUGCAACAGAAGGUGGCAGUGUGUAUUCGGCUGGCGGAAAUAAUGAAGGCCAGUUAGGCCUUGGCGAUACCGAAGACAGAGAAACCUUUCAUGUAAUUACCUUUUUUACAUCCCAACAUAAGAUCAGACAGCUCUCCGCUGGAUCUAACACUUCAGCAGCUUUAACUGAGGAUGGAGAACUUUUUAUGUGGGGAGACAAUUCUGAAGGUCAACUUGGUUUAGAUGAUUUGUCUAAUGUGUGUGUCCCUCAUCAAGUGACCAUUGGGAAGCCUAUCACAUGGAUCUCUUGUGGCUAUUACCAUUCAGCCUUUGUAACAGUGGAGGGUGAACUGUAUACAUUUGGAGAACCUGAUUGUGGGAAGUUAGGUCUUCCCAGUGGGCAGCUGACCAAUCAUCGAAUGCCUCAGCUAGUACCUGGAAUUUCCGAGAAGGUGAUCCAAGUGUCUUGUGGUGGAGGGCACACUGUGGUCCUCACAGAGAAAGCAGUUUAUACCUUUGGGCUGGGACAGUUUGGACAGUUGGGUCUUGGAACUUUUAUUUUUGAAACAUCAAACCCUACAGUCCUUGAGUCUGUGAAGGACCUGAAAGUAUGUCGUAUUGCAUGUGGAGAAAAUCACACAGCUUUGAUAACAGUCAAUGUCAAUUUUUCUGUGACCUUAUGCCUACAGGUUGCAUGUGGUGGAUGCCACAUGCUGGUGUUUGCUAUUCCGCGACCUAAUGUGUCACAAGAAUCUGGCCUAGGUGAAAUAAAGGAUUCCUGCUUACCUUCUCCAGCUUUGGCCAUAAUUGAUGUCGCCUCAGGAAGUGGGCUGCAGAGAACAUUAUCUGCCCGAGAUAGGCGAAGAGAGAGGGAAAAAUCUCCAGAUUCUGCCGUAAUGAUGCCUGUGCUACCAGUUGAAGGGACUCCUGUAUCGGCUGAUACCUUUUCUGUCAUUUCUGUCCCUUGCCAAUUACCUACAAGUGAUCUACCAGAGAGACCCUUGUCUAGAAAGGAGAGCCCUGUGGACCAGCUAGAAGCAGAUAAAAUGACCAAAAUAGAAGCAUACACUUCUUCCAUAGCAGAUUCUGAAAACCUGGGAGAAACUACUGAUGUCUUGAAUAUGGUAAUGAUUUUCAAUCUAUCUUAAGAUACAAGUCUGAAGUUUAGUUAUGAUAAUAGUAUGACGAUUGCUUCAAAAAAUUUACAGACACAAGAAACAAUUGAGAAACUGGAGGAACAUGCAGCUGAUACUGGAGUUGUUAAUGAUAAUGAAUCCGAAUCGGAAUUGGAAUCUGAAAUUGAAGAGAGUUCCCAAAAAAUGAAAGAAAAGAAAGAGUAUAAGCAACUAUUAUCAGAAGGAAUAUGCAUGACACAGACAACAGUGUCUUCUGGAUCACUUUCAGAUGAAGACCUAAGUAGUGCCUCAGGCCAGUCUAGGCAUCAGUUCAACACUAUUGAAGACAGUUUGUUGCAAGAAAUCCUUAGAUAUGACAAUAAGCUUGGUGGUGAUGAUCAACUUGAGGGUAAGGAAGUAGAAAAUGAAAAUAAUGGUGGACACAGUCAGAAUGAUUCAGAAGACAAGGAAACAGAUUCUGAGAAAGAAAAUGAGCUGAUAGGCCUGAAGAGCUUGGAGGAUGAAAGGAAAUAUGAGGCAAAUAUAAGCAGUACACUUACUGAGGUCUUGACAAAUACAGAUAUGGAUACUGAGGAUGAAGAUCAAGAUUUGGUCCAGGAAUAUAAAGGACACAAGCACCGUGCGGUGUUUGACCGUGAAAAAGAAUUGAUUGCGUGUUUUAUGGAAGGUGAAAUUGAAAAGCAACAGGAUAUAGCUGAUGAAGUAGAACCACUUGAAUCUGUAGAACGUUGUACUGGAGAGGAAGAUGAAUCUGAUACUAGCAGUGACUCACCCCUGUGGUUUAACAGAAAAUAUGUGGAACAAGCACAUGAGGAAGAUGUUGAACAUGAAGUAUCAAAUUUUAUGGAAAAAUUUAAUUUCAAGAGUGAACAAAUGUCAGAAAUCCUGGAAGAGCAAGGAACUGAUGGUUCUGAAAAGAGUGCUAAAGAGAAGGCUGAGCUAGAGGAAAAUGAGGUACAUGAAGAAAGAGUGAAGGAGAAAGCAGAAAAGCUGUCAGAUGAUCUUGCAGACGUAGAAAAGGUGAGUGAAGGCAAGAAAAAAUUAGGGGAAGAGGCAGAAAAUAUGUGCACAGGUGAAAGUGAUAGAAUCUGUCCAGGAAGUAAAUCAGGAGCAGAACAGAGGCUGAGUGAGGAAAAAGAAGUGAAGGGGGAGAAAAACAGAAGAGACAAGGCAGUAGGAAUUAGAGAAAUAGGGAGCUUGAGUAAAGGAGAUAAGGGCCUGGGAAAGAAGGAAUGGGAGGGGGAAAAUAAGGAAGAAAGACAUCAGGAGGAAAGAAAGAAGCCAGAAAGCGGAGAAAGGAAGGAGCAAGGAGAGAGAGGAAGAGAGGAAGAAGAGGAGGAAGAGCAAAGAGAAGGGGAGGAUGAAGAUGAGAGUGAAGAGCAGCCAGGAGUAGAAGAAAGGGCUGAGGGAAAAGGUGGAGAACAAAGAGAAGAGGAUAAAGGGGAAGGAGAUGGGGAAGAGGAAGAAGGGAAAGGUGAAGAGAUAGAAGAGGAAGAGAAAGAGGGAGGAGAGGAAGAGGAAAGGACAGAUACAGAAGGGGAAGACCAGGAGGGACAAGGGGAAGAAGAGGAAGUGGAUGGACGUGAGCAAGAAAAGCCAGGGAAAGAAGGGGAAGAGCAGGAAGAAGAGGGAGGAAAGGUAGAAGAGGAAGGGGAAGGGAAAGAGGAGGAGGGAGAGGGAGAUGAAGGGGAAGGGGAAGAGGAGGAGGGAGAGGGAGAUGAAGGGGAAGGGGAAGAGGAGGAAAGAGAGGGAGAUGAAAGGGAAGAGGAGGAAGGAGAGGGAGAUGAAAGGGAAGAAGGAGAGGGAGAUGAAGGGGAAGAAGGAGAGGGAGAUGAAGGGGAAGAGGAGGAAGGAGAGGGAGACAAAGGGGAAGAGGAGGAAGGAGAGGGAGACGAAGGGGAAGAGGAGGAAGGAGAGGGAGAUGAAGGGGAAGAGGAGGAAGGAGAGGGAGAUGAAGGGGAAGAGGAGGAAGGAGAGGGAGACGAAGGGGAAGAGGAGGGAGAUGAAGGGGAAGGAGAGGGAGAUGAAGGGGAAGGAGAGGGAUAUGAAGGGGAAGAGGAGGAAGGAGAGGGAGAUGAAGGGGAAGGAGAGGGAGAUGAAGAGGAAGAGGAGGAAGGAGAGGGAGACGAAAGGGAAGAGGAGGAAGGAGAGGGAGAUGAAGGGGAAGAGGAGGAAGGACAGGGAGAGGAAGGGGAAGAGGAGGAAGGAGAGGGAGACAAAGGGGAAGAGGAGGAAGGAGAGGGAAACGGAGAAGGGGAAGAGGAUCAAGGCAAGGGAGAUGAAGGGGAAGGAGAGGGAGUUGAAGGAGAAGGGGUAGAGGAGAUAGGAGAGAGAGAUGGACAGGAAGAGGAGGUAGGUGAGGGAGAUGAAGGAGAAAGGAAAGAGGAGGAAAGAGAAGGAGAUGAAGGAGAAGGGGCAGAAAAGAAAAGGAAAGAAGGGAAGAGAGACAGGAAAGAAAGGGGGAGGGAAGGAGAAGAGGAGGCCAAUGAGGAAGAAGAGAGAAAAUACCAGGACACAGGUGAUGAAGAAAAUGAAGGGUGGGAAAGACAGGAUGAAGGAGAAGAGACAAAAAAGGUGAGCAAAAUUAAAGCAUAUAUGAAAUAUAGCAAAGAUAGAGUGUAUAAAAAAAGGUUUAUCACUAAAACGGAGGGGGAGAGGAAAAAACAUGAAAUACAGAGGUCCAAAAUGCCAGUGCAGUCAAAACAGAUUUUGCAAAAUGGGCUACCAGGUGCCAAAAAAUUCUGGAAUAAUGUAUUACCACAUUACUUGGAAUUAAAGUAA
Elephantulus edwardii (Cape elephant shrew) is the source of this 4239-nucleotide messenger RNA. It is a transcript of the gene RPGR, whose product is annotated as retinitis pigmentosa GTPase regulator. Gene Ontology annotation, cellular component: cytoplasm. The record is from RefSeq and is a predicted model, not a curated record. Gene Ontology annotation, molecular function: guanyl-nucleotide exchange factor activity. NCBI's taxonomy places the organism in Eukaryota, Metazoa, Chordata, Mammalia, Macroscelidea, Macroscelididae.